This is a messenger RNA of Rubroshorea leprosula, 4937 nucleotides long. NCBI's taxonomy places the organism in Eukaryota, Viridiplantae, Streptophyta, Magnoliopsida, Malvales, Dipterocarpaceae. The record is from the annotation of a GenBank genome assembly.
AUUAUUCCAUUAGCAUGAGAGAGAGAGGAAGAUAGAGAGAAAGAGGGGGCGAUCGUCGGACACAAGGAAGAGGGACAACACAGGGUUGAGAGCAUGCAAGAUCUCAGGGAAGAAGCUGUCAAAGGUGGAAUGAGUCCAAAUAGGAAAAGCAGAAAUGGGGGUAGAUUUGGCUUUGUUGGAUUCUUGAAUGUUAAGGAUAAAAAGGAGCUGGAGAAGCAAUUAGACCAGAUCUGGGUGGGGGAGAAAAAACUAUGGGUGAACUCUUCAAAGUAUGAAGAUGAGCAGAAGGCUGAUAGGGGAAGAAGUAGUCAAAUCAUGGAGCCAGUACUGCAGAUGAGAAGUUACGCCGAAGUAGUAAGAGGCCGGCAGUAUGGAAAUCAUGAGAAGGAGCUAAGAAUCAAGAACAACGAAUCUCAAUUUGAAGAGAAAGGAGAGAACAAAAACAGAAACAAGCAGGAAGAGAGAAAGAAGGAUGAAAGGAAAGUGUGGAAAAGUUCUACAUGGAGGGCUAUUUCUCAUGUCGAAUCCGCGCUAUGGGGGGAAAGAUGGUGCUAUAUGGUUGCUAAGGACAAAUUUGUGUGGAUUAGAUGUCAAGGAGCACCAUUAAAUGUAUGGGGAACAAACUUCUUUGAAACCAUGGCCUGCUCAUGGGGAAAAUUCAUGUGUUUGGAUGAUAGCACAAGUAAAAGAAGAAGGUUUGACAUUGCGAGAUUCCUGAUCUCAACUCAGAUUCAGGACAAUAUUUCUGUUAUGCAUCAAAUUAAAAUCAAUGGGUCUCUAUAUAAUUUGAAAUUCACAGAGGAAUGUUCCAAUAACUUCUUCUCCUUGAAACAAGAUUUCAUGCCCACUUUUCAAAGUGACUCAGAGGAUCAUGAAUCAUGGUUAGUUGAUGAUGGAAAUGAGGGCUUUGCUACUGAAGAAGCCACAGAAACAGAGCAGGAAAAAGAAGAAAAUGAUGGGUUAGAGGUUGAAGAUGAUGAUGUGGCAAACAAAAGUGAUGAGUCCAACGGAAACUUUGACCCACAAGCAUGGGAAGAAGUGACAAAAGCUGCAGAAGCAAUGUUAGAAAGAGCAAUUCAAAUUCAAAAAGAAGUUGAGAGAGUGAAUAGUGUAAGAGACAAAGGGGUGGCACGACAGAUAUGGAAGACUGAUAAGGCAGCAUCUUUUAACUUGGGUUUGGCCCAAAAAACAUGUGAAGGGACAAACCCAAAUUCAGAAAGUGUAAAGGGGAAGCCCAACAGCAGGAAGCAUGUGGCGGAAAUGGAAAAAAGUGCAGAAAAUGAAGUGGAGGUGUUUAGAAGCAACAAACAGGUGGCAGAAGCGGUAGAUAGUGCAGAUAGUGGGAAAGAGAGGUGCAGAAACAGGGAUCACAAGGCAGAAAGGAAGGAAAAAUCUGCAAUGGUGAUGGAAAGUAACAGGGGCUGUGAGCAUGCAGAAGAAACGAAGGACAGUACAGAAGAAGAGCUACCACAGGAAUCUCACGGAAAAAGUAAAGAGGGAGUGCAAAUCUGGAGGAAUGAGAGACCGAAGAGGGCUGUAAAGAUGAGGAAGAAGAAAAUAAGUUUAUGCAGUUCGGUUUACUCAAAAUCGGAAGUUGUUGGAAAAAUGAAUGGAAAGAGAAGGACCGACAAUCAACAAGGGGAAGGGAGGGUAGAUCCGGAAUUUGUAGUGAGCCCAAAUGGAGAAAUUGCAAGCGAAUCCAUUGCCGACAGUGGAAUCCAGAACUGCAACAGAGCAUGGAGGAAGAAAAUGAGUGACCAGCUGGCUAAAGAAAUUUGGGAUUUAGCAAAACAGCUUGGUGCUACAAUAGAGAAUGAAGAAGAUAUUGUGCAAAGAAUUGAGGAAAUGGAGAGUAGAGACAAGGAGACAAAGACAGAAUUGGGAAGGCAAGGAGCCGGUGAUGUAAAGAAGGAGACUAAAAUGAUGGUAAUGGAUAGAGGUAUCUGUAGAAAGUUGUGGGGUUAUAAUGAUUUUGAUUGGGUAUUCAAACCUUCAGAAGGAAUGUCCGAAGGCCUUGUAUGUGUAUGGAAUUCUAAGGUGUUCAGGAAAAAAGAGGAUUUAAUGGGGAGCAACUAUAUUGGUGUGAGUGGGUUAUGGAGGGAGGAUCUGACGCUUGUAAAUAUUUUGAAUGUCUACUCCCCAUGUCAGCUGACAAGAAAAAGAGCCUUAUGGGAGGAGAUAAUGAAUCUAGUUAGGAGUAGAAAGGGCAAAUGGUGCAUUGGAGGAGACUUUAAUGCUGCAAGAAGUGUAAAGGAACGGGCAGGAUGCAAGGAGGUAUCGAGGGAAAUGAGUGAGUUUAACUAUUUCAUUCAUGAUGCAGGAUUAGUUGAUUUACCAAUAGUGGGAAGAAAAUACACUUGGUACAACUCUAAUGGCCAAAGCAUGAGCAUAAUUGAUAGAUUUUUUCUUUUGGAAGAAUGGCUUAUGAAGUGGAGUGAUGUAAAGCAAUGGGGAUUGAGAAGAACAGUGUCAGAUCAUUGCCCUGUCAUGUUGAAGAAUGAGAGGAUAGAUUUGGGACCAAAACCAUUCAUAUUCUUUGAUGUAUGGCUGGAACAACCAGGUUGCAAGGAAAUGAUCAGUAAUGUGUGGAGAUCGACAAUGAUUAAAGGAUGGAAGGGCUUCAUUCUCAAAGAAAAACUGAAAAGAACCAAGCAAGCAUUGAAAGAGUGGAGUGGUAGAUCUAUGGCAAAGGUUGACUGUAAAAUAAGUGAGGCAGAAAGGGAGAUAGCAGCAAUUGACAAGAGAGGAGAGGAGGUACAACUCUUGGCUGAGGAUAACAAAAAGAGGAGAAACAAUUUUCUUGACCUUUGGAGGAAUUUAAAAAUAAAGGAGAGAAUGUGGCAGCAAAAGUCAAGGAAGAUGUGGCUAAAGGAAGGGGAUGCAAACACAAGAUUCUUCCAUAGAAGUGUGAAGGGAAGAUGGAGGAGAAACGAAAUGAAUUAUAAUGAGCUCCAAGUGGCACCUUUCACUGAAGAGGAAAUUAGAAAUACAGUGUGGGAUUGUGAUUCUACAAAGUCACCUGGGCCGGACGGUUUUAACUUCAGAUUCAUUAAAGAUAUGUGGGAGGAUAUAAAAACUGACGUUGUGGGGUUCAUUCAAGAAUUCCAUGAGCAAGGAAGGCUUGUGAAAGGGUCAAACCCUUCUUUCAUUGUUUUAAUCCCAAAGGUGGAAAACCCACAGCGAAUAGAAGAAUUCAGACCCAUCUCACUUAUUGGGAUCAUGUAUAAGAUCAUCGCGAAGUUAUUAGCAAACCGACUUCAGAAAGUGCUGGACAGAAUUAUUGGGGAGCAGCAGAUGGUGUUCAUAUGUGGUAGACAACUUGUGGAUGGUGCAGUAAUUGCAAGUGAGGUGAUUGAAGAGGCAAGGAGAAAGAAAAGGAAAAGCUUCAUGUUCAAAAUUGACUUUGAAAAGGCAUAUGAUAAAGUAUGUUGGGAAUUCCUAGACUACAUGAUGCUGAGGAUGGGAUUCAAUGAUGCAUGGAGGAAAUGGAUACAGGAGUGUCUUCAAUCAAGCAUGAUUUCAAUCCUUAUCAAUGGAAGCCCAACAAAGCAGUUCCUUGUCAGCAAAAGCUUAAGACAAGGUGAUCCGCUAUCCCCUUUUUUAUUUUUGAUUUUGGCAGAAGGGUUAAAUGGCUUAGUGUCAUCCGCAAUUGAGAAGGAACUGUACAAGGGGGUGUUGAUUGGUGAUGGUGAGGUGAUGGUCACCCAUUUACAAUUUGCGGACGAUACAAUUUUUUUUGGGGAGGCAUUAGAAGACAAUAUAGGAGUGAUCAAAUGUAUCAUGAGGACUUUUGAGUUGGCCUCGGGUCUGAAAAUUAAUUACGGGAAGAGUCAGAUAGUGGGGGUUGAAGCAGAGGAAGGAUGGAUUGAGAAAAUGGCGUAUAAGCUGUGUUGCAAGGUGGGAGAGUUCCCAAUGAAAUACCUGGGAAUUCUAAUUGGUGGGAAUCACAGAAAACUAGCAAUGUGGCAGCCAUUGGUGGAUUCUUUCAAAAGGAAACUAGCUAGCUGGAAAGGUCGGCAUCUCUCGCUUGCAGGUCGGGUCACACUCAUUAACUCUGUGUUGUCUAGCUUGCCUGUGUUCCUGAUGUCAGUCUACCUCAUUUCAAAAGUGGUGGGGGCGAUUAGCGACAAAUGGAGAAGGCUUAUGGAAGAAAGAUAUUGUUCGAAAAUAUGGGGGGGAGGAGGACAUUGGCUUGAUUGGGUGAGAGAUGGGAGAAGGGUUGGCUCGAUAUGGUGGAGAGAUGUUCGUGCCCUUAAUAUGGGGCACGGGAUGAAUGUAGGGUGGUUGUCGGAGGGAUUUAGGAUAAAGGUAGGAGAGGGGAAAAUGGUGAGUAAAGAGAAAGAAUGCUAUCAAAUGGGUAACACUCAAAGCGACACAUGGAAAUGGAACCUAUCAUGGAGAAGAAGCCUAUUUCAAUGGGAAGAAGAGGAGGCAAAUGAGCUCUGCAAGAUGAUAGAGGAGGUGAAGAUCUACCCAGGAUGUCCAGAUGAAUGGGAAUGGAGGCAUAGUAAGGAUGGCCUAUACUCAACCUCAAUUGCAAUUCCAACCAAACUGAAUUUGCUUAAGAGAGGAGUCAUCAAGGACAUGGGAGAUGGGAAAUGCACAUUGUGUGAGGUGGAGGACGAGGACAUCAAUCACUUGUUUUUGAAUUGCAAUGUAGCUAGGUGGUUAUGGAUGGCUUGUGCUAAAUGGUGGGGGAUUACCAUCAAGUUAGACAAGGACUGUAGGAAGACCUUUGAAAAUUUCGAGAUAUGGACCAAACAUCUAAGCAUCAGAGAAGGAUGGGACUGCAUCUAGAACACAACGGUCUGGUUCAUGUGGCUUGCACGAAAUCAAAAGGUUUUCCAAGAUUCGGAGGCAAAUAGGGGUAAGAUAUUUGAACUUAUUCAAUUGAGAUCUUUUGUAUGGAUUAAGGCAAAGAAAGCUAGGUGUUACUU